AUGCCUUCUUAUAGUGUCGUCCCCUCCAUCUUCGGGCCUGUCACCUCUCAUGACCCUCAUCUUUCCUCAUUUCCCUCUGAUGAGUCUUCCUUGACCAUCCCGAUCUCACUUGCGCCUGGCCGUGCAAUCCCAACCAGGACAUCUUUAAGCCUUACUACCCUUACUACUACUACGAUAGCGGCCACGUCGACCAGUACUGCCCAAAAUCACCAGGCUGAUCCCUCGGUGCCUGAUCCUUCUUCUAGAGCAAAUACAUCCAACGUCGGGGCUGUCUCCCUGGCUGUGGAGCAGAUGAUUGGCAAAGCGAAAGGCAGCAUUAUCGUUUUGUCUUCACUGAUCGCGUAUGUUUCGAUCAAUAGCUUAGUACGUGCCUUGAAUCCGGACACAUUCAUCUGGUACGAUGAGGACAGGGAUGAGCAGCGCUGGAUCGCAUCCUCCCGGUCGUGGUUUGACCGUAAAGCCUGUCGCUGGCUGAGUCUCUGCGGUACCGCUCAUUUCCACACGGUUGGUCCGCGCUUCGGCCAGCGGAAAGUCCUCACGGAGUCCAAUGCCUCUGUCUCGGCGCAAGACGAGGCCGCUCCGUGGCGGUCCUUCUGGUUCCGAGAACCGGAGCAUCCGGCGGAUCAGUGGGAUGAUGAUGCCGAACGUUCGCUCAGAGAGAUACCCGACUAUGUUUUUGAAUAUGCUCCUCUAGUGCAUCUAUUCUCCAAAGAGCAGUUCUGGCCAUGCGAUAUCGCAGAGCACCUGUUCCACACCACGCCAAUGUUAAACUACACGCCAGUGCAGUCACAGCAUAAUCAUCCGACGUUGGAGGAUCUGGACCAACUGAACCAAUGGCAGGAUGGUCGCUACGUCUUCUUGACCAGUAAUGAUGAUGUGGAGGAACGGCCUCCGUGGAUGGAAGGAGAAAAGAAUAUCCCUGUUUCGCCAGAUGAGCACUCUGAAGAAUCAUGGUCUGACUGGGACGGUCGACUGGAUGGGGCCAUUCCGGGAGAUACACCCGAGGGCCGCUUAAAAUGGUAUGACACGAACCACAAAUUAAUGUCGGAAGACGAAGCAGCCAAUCUACCAUUGGAGGAUCUUGGUUACUCCAAGCCAGAGGAUCUUCUGCAGGACGAGAGGGUCAGGGACGAGCUGCGGAAACGAUACGGUGGCGAACCGAUAAAGAUGCAAGAGACCGGAGGCCGAAGUGACGCGCCUGCAGUGCUGCUCGUCGUGGACAAGGGCAACGGCAUAGUCGAUGCCUUUUGGUUCUUCUUUUACAGUUUCAAUCUCGGAAAUGUGGUCCUGAACGUGCGUUUCGGCAACCACAUCGGCGACUGGGAGCAUUGCCUCGUCCGUUUCUAUAACGGCAAGCCUAAAGCUCUCUUCUUUAGUGCACAUUCCGCAGGCGAGGCAUAUAGUUAUGAAGCGGUGGAGAAAAUCGGACAACGGCCAGUCAUCUAUUCCGCAGCGGGUACGCAUGCCAUGUAUGCCACUCCUGGUGUCCAUUCGUAUGUUCUACCCUGGGGACUUCUUCAUGACCAAACGGACCGAGGACCUCUCUGGGAUCCUCUCUUGAAUUCGCACAUGUAUACGUAUGAUCAUGUGAAUGACACGUUGCGCGCCUCCACAGCCAGCCCGUUGGCGCCUACGGAGUGGUUCUACUUUAACGGUCACUGGGGUGAUAAGUUCUAUCCUUUGGGGGAUCAUCGACAGUAUCGCUUCGCGGGCCAGUAUCACUACGUCAACGGUCCCCUGGGCCCACGGUUCAAGCAUCUGGACCGCCGCAAGGUGUGCCAAGGACCCGACGAGGAUCCUUGCGUGAUUAAAGAUUGGGUGGGCGAAAAGAUGCGGCUCAAGCGCCUGUCGAAUCCCCAGCCGCACGAGAAUCCAGUGUGAUCUGGUACUUCUCAAAUGAAGCAUCGCUGCCCUGGUUGGCACUGAAGCGAUGUUUGGUUGAAAUGUGUUCCAAGUGAACAACCUAGCGUAUCCCCGUGGCAAUCCCUGCUUCAGUGUUUGUUAUCUGUUGCAUUUAUCGCAUAUACCCCUCAAGUUUUUUCAUGUUUGCUUGUCACGGCAUGGGGCUGGAGCUAGACGGUGAAACGACAACGCAUAUGACUGAUGAUGAGACCCAAGAUUUCCUUUUAUACUGAUGUCGGAGUUUUCUGCAGCAGAAGGUGGAGUUACUGGAUUCUUAUGCUUUUAUCUUUUUUUUUUCAGACUUUGGGCCUGGUGUUGCGGUUUAUGGAUCUUGAUUAUUACCUUAUAGGGAUAGACUCGGAAGACGUGAUGUGGACUAAGUCGAAAUCUCCGAAAUAUUAGAGAGCUAGACAUUUCCCGGACCGCUGACUUUUAAAAUGAAUUGCUCAUUCCACUC
Aspergillus novofumigatus IBT 16806 is the source of this 2359-nucleotide messenger RNA. RefSeq lists its product as uncharacterized. The coding region runs from base 1 to 1881 and encodes 626 amino acids. NCBI's taxonomy places the organism in Eukaryota, Fungi, Ascomycota, Eurotiomycetes, Eurotiales, Aspergillaceae. The transcript is spliced from 3 exons. The record is from RefSeq and is a predicted model, not a curated record.